This is a messenger RNA of Triticum turgidum subsp. durum (durum wheat), 927 nucleotides long. NCBI's taxonomy places the organism in Eukaryota, Viridiplantae, Streptophyta, Magnoliopsida, Poales, Poaceae. The record is from the annotation of a GenBank genome assembly.
AUGGGGUCGCUGCCGCUCCUCCCUCUCCUGGCCGUCGUCCUACUCCUCUGGCUCCACCGUCGGCGCCAGCGCCGGCUCCGUGCGCCCGCACUCCGCCUGCCCCCGUCGCCGUGGCCGCUCCCGCUGCUCGGCCACCUCCUCCACCUAGCGCGGGACCUGCCGCACCGCGCCCUGCGCGACCUGGCACAGCGCCACGGCCCGCUCCUGCUUCUCCGCCUCGGCGGCCUGCCCGUUGUCGUCGCCUCCUCCGCCGACGCCGCGCGCGGGCUCAUGGUCUCCCACGACGUCGACUUCGCCUCCCGCUACCUCAGCCGCAUGGCCCACCUCUCCAUCCAGCCGGGCGCCGAGGGCAUCUUCUUCGCGCCCUACGGCGCCCAGUGGCGCCAGCUCCGCAAGAUCUGCACCGUCGAGCUCCUCAGCGCCCGACGCGUGCUCUCCUUCCGCCCCACGCGCCAGGAGGAGGCCGCCCGGCUGCUCCGGGCGGUGGCGGCGUCGCGGGCCAUGGUUAACCUCAGCGGGUUGCUGGCAGCUUACGCCGCCGACUCGUCCGUGCGCACCAUCAUCGGGAGCAGAUUCAAGGACCGCGACGGCUUCCUGGAGUUGGUGUCAACCGGUAGCAAGCUGUUCGCCGGGAUGAGCUUACCGGACCUCUACCCGUCAUCACGCCUCGCCAUGCUCCUUAGCCGGACGCCGCCCCGGGUGAGGCAGCACCGCAAGGAACUAGACGAGUUCAUGGACACCGUCGUCCGGGAGCACCAGGAGAACCGCCGGGCAGACGACGACGAUGACGAGGACCUGCUUGACGUGCUCCUGAGGAUCCAGCGGAAAGGCGACCUGCAGUUCCCCUUGUCUACCGACAACAUCAAGUCGGUUGUCGGCGACAUGUUCGCCGGAGGUAGUGAGACAGCGGCGACGGUGCUGCAGUAG